This is a messenger RNA of Fusarium falciforme, 3351 nucleotides long. RefSeq lists its product as hypothetical. Lineage: Eukaryota; Fungi; Ascomycota; Sordariomycetes; Hypocreales; Nectriaceae. Gene Ontology annotation, cellular component: endosome; trans-Golgi network; cytoplasm. Gene Ontology annotation, molecular function: GTPase activator activity; protein binding. The record is from RefSeq and is a predicted model, not a curated record. The transcript is spliced from 5 exons. The coding region runs from base 1 to 3351 and encodes 1116 amino acids. Gene Ontology annotation, biological process: intra-Golgi vesicle-mediated transport.
AUGGGUAUCGUCAGCAGCAAGCCCGACGACGGGGCUGCUCUCUACCUGAGAGAUCAGAACCGAUUGAACAUAUCUUCCUUGGUCGUUACAAGCCCACGGAAGCGAACCUCUGUUAACAUUGUCCCCAAUGCAUAUCCAACUACCAAGAUAACUGCCCAGAGAACACUCGGCGACACAUCUCCCAUAGAAUUUGUUCAGGUUGGUUUGCGCCGCUUCCCCCCAGCUUCCCCUCCUCCCAUCAGUCCUCGACCUUUGUUUGCAGCUCCUGACCCGCCCCAGGAUCCCGACCCCUCAAACCCGAGCGGUGCACCGAGUUUUCUAAUCAAGCUGAGCAACGAUGACGAGCUCAUAUUCUCCUUCACAUUUGUCAUGCGCCAGUCGCAGGGCCAACCUGACGCAAAUUCCGGCCCCAUCGAUACCAGCAUUUCCGGCCUCACCUAUGUCAACGCCUCCAACCCCAGAGAAGUCGAGAACCUCGUGACUCGAGAGUUCCAUGCCGACCCGAAUCUACACAAGAAUGCCAACGUGGCCUUGGUUGGUGACUAUUCAACCGGUGGAAGCCCGUCAGUGACAUUCGAGUGGACAUGGAAGUGGAAGCCGCCGAAGCCCACAGAGGACAGAGGUGGCGGAUGGAGGAACUCGUGCAGCUUUGUUGAGUACGAUUCUCGGGCCCAUCGACUGCACACAUUGGCGAGCUUCUCCUAUUUUGUUGCAGGCACAGGCGCAUCCUUGAGCCAUCCGAACUCGCCCUCCCCUCCUUUCCUGCUAGCAUCCCCACCCAAGAUUCGAGUUGCCUCGUCCCAAUCAGUAGACUCCCGCAUGACCGUUCCAGAUAUCCUCGACGAACCCGUCUCGCCCUUGAUGUCUACCGCCGAGGUACCACCUACACCCUCGUUCAGGGAAGCGAAGGAGCCUGUCAAGGUGGACGUACCUUGUCCCAAGCCUGGAGACGAAGUCAUGGUGAGCGACGACGGACCAGUCUUUCGGGCUACCCUCAAGGCUCUGGAGCAAAAGACGGGCAACAUGAGGACCCAGAUGAAGAAGGUUCUGAAGAAGGCCGAACACGCACACGCAUGUCAAAUCGAAGCCAACGACGCCUUCCUCGCCUUCGUUGACUCGCUCCGAGAUGCUGCGUCAACCAACGCCAACGCCGUCCAACCCGCUCUGGAGCACUACUUUGACAAGAUUGCGCGAGAGAUCCUCAGCUUUGAGCGCCAAAAUACCUAUAACCUCCAAAAGAUCAUCAUCGACCCUGUAGCGAAGCUAUACCAGGUCGACAUCAAGCAGGCCGAGUCGAAGAAACGAGACUUUGAAGAGGAGAGCAAAGAUUACUAUGCAUACGUAUCCCGCUACUUGGGGCAACGUCAGGACUCGGUCAAGGCUAAGAAGCUUGCGGAGGCCGAUUCCAAGUACCAGAAUAAGCGACGCAACUUUGAGCUCAAGCGGUUCGACUAUUCCAGCUUCAUGCAGGACCUCCACGGAGGACGAAAGGAACAGGAAGUUUUGUCUCACCUUACGAAAUUCGCCGACUCCCAAACAAGGGGAUUCCUCGCGACAGCCAAGAAAAUCGAAACCCUCCUGCCACAACUUGAGGCGCUAUCGAAUGAGGUUCAGGAAGCUGACAAGGAAUAUCAAUAUCAGCGACGUGAGCGGGAAGAGAAGAGGCGCCUGCUUGAGAAGACCAAUACCCCCUAUAAAGAGCCUGAGCAGAGCAGCACCAUUAGCAGCAUCCCUAUCACCACUGCCACUAACGGAAGUGCUGGUAACACCUCGGAUUCCGACCUGGGCCGCGCUGAUAGCACUGGAUCACAGCUUAAUUCUGGAGCCGCGAGCGCUCCUUCAGCCGUGGAACUAUCUAGGUCCCCUGGUAGCGCACAGCCGAUGGUAGGAAGCCCCGUCGCGGCAUCCAAGUUCAAGGGGAUCCGCGAUCUUGAGGAGCGUGAUAGCUCACAAUCGGUUGUCACCCACCGCAAGGAGGGACUCUUGUGGGCGCUCAACAGGCCUGGAGGACAUGUUGACCCUCGAAACUUGAAUAAACAGGGCUGGCACAAGUUCUGGAUCGUUCUGGAUCAGGGAAAGCUGUCUGAAUAUAGCAACUGGAAACAGAGGCUGGAUCUCCACAUGGAUCCCAUCGAUCUCCGAAUGGCCUCAGUUCGAGAAGCUCGGAAUGCUGAGCGACGGUUCUGUUUCGAGGUGAUCACCCCGAACUUCAAGCGAGUGUACCAGGCUACAUCAGAGGAAGACAUGAACAGCUGGAUCUUGGCUAUCAACAACGCUCUUCAGAGUGCCAUGGAGGGCCGGAGCUACCAGGGUAAACCAACUUCAUCGAACGGCGACUCCAUCAAGAGAGACAUUGGCUCUGUUCUCACAGGCAAGACACAGUCGCUGAGCCACGGCAACCAUCACAGCUCCUCCAGCAGCGGCAUACCCAGUCGUAGGAUCACAGUGGGUGCAAGGCCCAGCGCAGUCAGAACCUCAAGCUCCGGCUACGACGAGUACCCCGACAGGCUUCUGCAGAUGAUUCGGGACAACGAUCAAGGCAACAUGUGGUGCGCCGACUGUGGUUCCGGAUCCAAGGUGGAGUGGGUGUCGAUCAACCUGGGUAUCAUCCUGUGCAUCGAGUGCAGUGGUAUUCACCGUUCUCUCGGUACCCACGUCAGCAAGGUACGAUCUCUGACGUUGGACGUCAAGUCUUUUACGGUCGAUAUUGUCGAGCUCCUCUUGCUCAUCGGGAACCGUGUGUCGAACAUGAUUUGGGAGGCCAAGCUCGAUCAGUCACAGAAGCCAACAGCACAGGCGAGCCGUGAGCAGCGUCUUAGGUUCAUCACAUCUAAAUAUGUGGAUCGGGCGUUUGUAGAGCCCAUCUCACCGACGCUAUCACGAUAUGCGACAGCGGAUGAGACUCUGCUGGCCGCUAUUAAGAAAAACGAGAUCCAGCAGGUGCUGUACGCCCUGGCACUUAAGGCGAACCCAAACACUGUCGACAAGAUGAGGGGCACUCACGCUGUAUGGCUUGCUCUGGCUGCGGCAGACCCGGCAGCCCCGUCUCCUACCCCUGUGUCGGCAGCCGAUGACGGCAAGUCUGUGCCGUUCCCAGUAGCGGAGUUGCUGGUCCAGAACGGGGCCGAAAUCCCUUCAGCGAUGCCGGCGUUCCCUCUGGGGCGCUUCGCGCAGCUCUACGUAGAGCAGAAGCGUGGGCGUGGGGUAACUGGGAGCUCUGGCGAUGCAGUCCCCUCACUACCUGGAACAAUGAGUCCAGCCGAGAAGCUUCAGCGUGAGAGAGAAGCUCGACUUCAAAAGCGCGUGAGCACAGGAGGCAGGCUGGCCAGAUCUCCCAUACCCGAGAAAUAG